AUGGAUUCCGACUCCCGCGCCAACUUUCCAAGUCUUCUCCAGGGCAAGAAGAUCCUCCUAGCUACAGAGUCCUGGGGUCCCGUCAAUGGGGUCAGUCGCACUACUCGCAGUCUCGUCGAGUAUCUCCGAGAUAAUGGCGUCGACCUCAUCCUCGUCGCGCCCGAUUUCAAAGGCGAUACCACCAAACAAUCUACUCAAGUCUCUGGUGAGCGCCGACUACCCGGUUGCGCCUUGCCUUACAACCCCGACUUGACUGUUGUAUAUCCAUUCCAUCUGCGCGAGGUCUACCGACAAGCCUUUGAACCAGAUCUGAUCUACCUUGCUAGUCCCGCUUCCCUGGGCUUCCAAAUGCUGCUGCAGAUCCGCCAAUUGCGCUCUCCACCUCCAGUCCUGCUCAACUUCCAGACCGACCUCUCUGCAUAUUCGGAGAUCAUGCUGCCUGCCCCUCUCGAUCGCUUCGGUGUCUGGCUACUGGCUGUUGUGCAGGGGUUUCUGUUCCGUACAAGCGCCGUGCGCACAAUCUUCUACCCAUGCUCUGCUAUCCGGGGCUACCUCGAAGGAGCUGGGGCUCCAGCCGAACGAAUGGUCAAGUUAGGUCGCGGAGUCGAUACGACCCUCUUCAGACCAGACCAGCGUGAUGAUGCCUUCCGCCAAGAAAUUGCACCAAACGGUGAAGUUAUUCUUCUCUGCGUCUGUCGCAUCGCCCCGGAGAAAGGCUUCGAGUUCCUCGCGCAGGUCGCGAUGCGCCUUUCCUCGGAAAAGGUUCCCUUCAAGCUGCUCAUCGUGGGUGGGAAUCGCAAUCCCGUGGUUGAGAGUCGAGUCCAGCGUCUCUUCGACCCUGUUCGUAGCCAUGUGGAAUUUACCGGAUUUCUUACUGGCGCUGCACUCGCCCGCGCCUACGCCUCGGCGGAUCUCUUCCUGCACUGCUCUGUUACCGAGACGUUUGGUCUGGUCGUCUUGGAGGCGAUGGCUAGCGGGAUUCCUGUUAUCGCGCGCGAUCAGGGCGGUCCCUCGGAUAUCAUACUUCAUGGGAAGACGGGGUAUCUUGUUCCGCCGAACGACCUUGAGCAAUUCACCUCGUUAACCCGUCAGUUCGCCGAUGAUACGACUUGGGAGAAGAUCAACCGUCGUGCAGCAUGGCAGAUGGCUGAUGCAUUGGUCCAGACUGACCAGGAAUCACACGGUUCGAGACCCCCGCGGCCGACAAUACUUGCUUCUGCUAUGGAGAGGUUCCGGCUGAUGUUUGCGGUGGCGAUUGUCUAUGGGAUGUGGUUGAUUGCGGUGGUGCCGCUGAUUGUCCAUGGCAAUCGCUUGCUCCCUCGGGCUUGGCUAGCUAUUCGACGACAGUUGGUCCCCAGGAUUUGA
Messenger RNA from Penicillium manginii, 1365 nucleotides. RefSeq names its product glycosyltransferase family 4 protein. Lineage: Eukaryota; Fungi; Ascomycota; Eurotiomycetes; Eurotiales; Aspergillaceae. The record is from RefSeq and is a predicted model, not a curated record. Gene Ontology annotation, molecular function: glycosyltransferase activity. The transcript is spliced from 2 exons. Bases 1 to 1365 code for a protein of 454 amino acids.